AUGGGUUCACCAGAGGAAGAAGAGGACCGUGACAUGGGAGGCUCCCAGGACGGAAGCUCCGAUAACGAGAACGACAACGAUAUGGAUGACACAAUGCGCGACGUCGACGAUGGCGAGGGCGACAAUGAAAAUGACCAAGACGGAGAUGGGGAUCAAGACCCCGAUAGCCCCUCGAAUGCGAGCCAGACGUCGGAGGGCCCUGGCAUGCAACAAAACACGAAUGGCAAUGGCGACAAUUCCGAAUUCGAACCCUUCUCCAUUUACCACCCAAGUGUGCGCCCUGAAUGCCUCACAGCCCGAACAUACGAUGUGGUUCCAACUACCGCCGCGCCGCAUGCCACCUCGAUCAAUGCAAUCACAGCGACGGCGGAUAUGCGUUGGAUUUUCACCGGUGGAUCGGAUGGAUACGUACGAAAGUUCAAUUGGGCAGACUCGAUAAAUAGCAAGCUCAUGUUGACUGUGGCGCAAAGGCAUCCGUUCGUGGACAGUGUGGUCAAAGCUGGAGUCCUGAUGACAUAUUGGGAGAACAUGGAUGGCAGCCAUUUGUCACCGGUGUACUCUUUGGCCAGCCAUAGUGAAGGAUUGUGGCUACUUUCCGGGUUAGAAUCCGGGGUGAUUCGUCUGCAAACUCUGCGUCACGAGGAAGGCAAGGAAAUCGCGCUUCUUCGACAGCAUACCUCGGCAGUGUCAUCACUGAACCUCACAUCAGACGAAGAAUCAUUGCUCUCCGGCGGCUGGGAUAAACGGGUCUUCGACUGGGAUCUGAAUACCGGCCAAGCUAGACGAGCUUUUGGUGGCAGCGGCGGACAAAUAUCUGCUCUGCAGAUUCGGCCAGAGUCCAGCCUUUCGGUCCCCAAGGACACAGUCGAACCGCAGCAGACCAAUGGCACGUUUACAUCAAACUAUGCUGCCCCUAGUACAGAUAACUUCAACUUCAUGGAUACCUCCCACGACAAUGGAGACACGGGCCCAGUCGAGAACCCGCAGGCGGGCUCCCCGGCCGACUCACUUUUUGGCGGAACGGACUCAUUAUUCGGCGACGCAGAUGGCGGAGCUACGGAUGGUAAUGAGCCAUCUGGUGGAGUAUUUGCGGUAGAUGAGGACGAUGAAUUUGGUCGCGCUGUAGCUAAUGGUGCUAUGCCGGAUGUCGAUGCACCAGGAGAAGUUGACGAUGAAGUGCCUGCCCAACUAGAUGGGCCUGCACAGAGCACGCACGAUGCAUUAUCGCCGAAAACAAAUACCCAUGCAGAUGCGCCAGUCCAGAAAAUGGAGAUGGACGAUGCGGGUAUCUCGACCGGCCCAGUGCAGCCGGUUGUCAAUGGACUCCCUAAAGCAGAGGAUCUCGAGACACCUCAACCAGCCCCAGACUUCUCGGAAAAUACCCAACAACAGCAAGGCGUGACGACCGAUAACACAUUCCUGGCUGCCUCAAUCGAUGGGACAAUCAGAGUCUGGGAUCGACGACAGCCUGAUCCUGUUGCUCGAGUCACACCCUACAAUUCUCCUCCAUGGUGUAUGAAUGCCUGUUGGUCUCCUGAUGGAAAUUAUAUUUAUGCCGGACGCCGAAAUGGCACUGUCGAGGAAUACAGCCUCCACAAGGGUUUGAGAAAUGCCGAACGAACAUUCAAAUUCCCACAGGGGAGUGGGCCGGUGACAGCACUCAAGGCCAUGCCGAAUGGGCGUCAUCUUGUCUGUGCCUCGCACGAUAUCCUUCGUCUCUAUGACCUGCAAAACGAGCAAGGCGAUCAGACUUCUCGCCAUUCCCCAGUCCCAUUCUUGAUCAUUCCUGGUCAUCGGACUGGAACUAUCUCUCAGCUGUAUCUUGACAAUGCAUGCCGUUACCUGAUUUCCACCAGCGGAAACCGGGGUUGGGAAGGAAAUACCACCGAAGUCCUCCUAGGUUACGAGAUCGGUGUGCCGCAAUAG
Molecule: messenger RNA, 1926 nt
Organism: Penicillium robsamsonii
Lineage: Eukaryota; Fungi; Ascomycota; Eurotiomycetes; Eurotiales; Aspergillaceae
Product: WD40 repeat domain-containing protein
Exons: 3
Coding region: 1-1926 (641 amino acids)
Biological process (GO): chromatin organization; regulation of transcription by RNA polymerase II
Cellular component (GO): SAGA complex
Molecular function (GO): TBP-class protein binding; transcription coregulator activity
Source: RefSeq, a predicted model, not a curated record